This is a messenger RNA of Cordyceps fumosorosea ARSEF 2679, 813 nucleotides long. RefSeq names its product glycoside hydrolase family 43 protein. The coding region runs from base 1 to 813 and encodes 270 amino acids. The transcript has 3 exons. Gene Ontology annotation, molecular function: hydrolase activity, hydrolyzing O-glycosyl compounds. The record is from RefSeq and is a predicted model, not a curated record. Gene Ontology annotation, biological process: carbohydrate metabolic process. NCBI's taxonomy places the organism in Eukaryota, Fungi, Ascomycota, Sordariomycetes, Hypocreales, Cordycipitaceae.
AUGAAUAGCCUCAUACACUUCCUACUUGCUGCCGGCGCCGCGGCGGCUCCCUGGCCCUCUACUGCCAGGCCAGCGCUGUCGCUGCACAACAUUACUCGCAUGCCAAUGGAGAUUCGAGGCAGAGGUCUCUCUGGGCCACAGAUGGGAGGUGUCAAUUUUCCUGACCCAAAUCUUAUUUUGGGCGACGGAUCCUGGAAGGCAAUGAGCACCUCUUCAAAUGGAAAAGGAGUCCCAAUUGCAACUUCGAAUGAUGCUUUUACCUGGAACCUUUCGCCCAACGAUGCACUGCCUGACAGAGGCCCUUGGGUUGAUCAAAACGACCAGUCUGUGUGGGCUCCAGACCUAAACAAAAAUGAUUCUGGAGUCUGUAUCAUGUAUUACACUGCUCGUAAGAACGGCGGGAACCAUUGCAUUGGCGCUGCCACCUCAACCUCCGUCAUGGGUCCUUACAAGCCUCAGGACCAGCCAUUGGUUUGCGAUGAAAACAACGGCGGUGUUAUCGACCCAUCCGGAUAUGAUGAUGGCAAGGACCGCUGGCCCGUGUGGAAGGUCGACGGAAACAGCAAGGGCGGCGCGACAGCCUGCCAGCCUGGCCGCCCCAGCGGUUACUACAUCCCGACGCCCAUCAAGAUUCAGCGAGUAGCUCGCGAUGGUCUUACCCUGCUCGACGCGCCCAAGCUCAUAUUGGACAACGAGGGCCGCAGUAAUGACGGGAUCGUGGAAGCAGCCAACUUGUACAAGGUCCCCAACGGCGACUUUGUCGUCUUUUACAGCGCGCACUGCUUCGCCAGCGACGACUACGACAUACAUUGA